AUGAAAUUGAGUAAAAUUGCGUGCUUCUUAGGUACUAUAGGAUCUAUAGUAGUCAAUCCUGUCUUGGCCGACAACUCCAAAACCAAAACUGAAACUCUAACAGAAACAGCCAAUGCUAAUUGGCAGAAUGACGUUCAAAAACUGUGGAAACGAUAUGGUCAUCCCGAUUUUCAAGUGACCUUUGAUAGGGAUUCUUUGGAUGAGAGCUUGCCAUGGUUGACAGAAUUUUUAAACGUAUCAUCACCACCUGAGCCUUCCUUUGAAAAGGUAACUGAUUGGCUGUUUACAACUUGGUCAAAGAGGACAUUGCAAGAUUAUCUUAAGGACCAUUCCAUCCCAUUCGAUGCCUCAUUGAAAAAAGAUGAAUUAAUAUCCCUCCUAGGAGAAAAUUUGGAAUAUAUUGAUAAAGACUUUGAAAAUUUUAGGGGAACAAUUCCAGAUCGAACUAUAUUUAAAAGUUGGUCCAUAAAUGAUCUAAAACAAUGGUUAGAGAAUAGCAGCGUUAAGAUUAACGAAACAAUUUCUACUGAUAGAGAUACAUUGUUAAAAUUGGUUUCUGAUAACAUGUACAAGGUAUCAGUGACACAAGAAGCAGCUAAAUAUAAGGUUCUUCAUUUCUUAGACUUGGCCAACAAGAAGUUAUUUGACUCGAAUAAUAAUAUCACUGCAGCUGCUUUCAAUGACUUCUCCAAAGACGAUUUAAAGAGAUGGUUACAGUUUCAUUAUAUCAAAAUGAAUGAUACUGUAUCAGAUAAUAGAGAUGCAUUACUACAAAAGGCACAAGAGAACUUAUGUCUUUUGAAGAAUGAUGUUGACUGGUAUAUCAAAAAGUCUAGUGAUAUGGCAAGUCCAUUCAUCGGUAAAAAUCCAGAAUUUGUAGAAUCCCUAUGGGGUGGUAUGUCUGAUUACGUCAAUACAGGUAAAAAUCAUGCUAACAAGUUAUUAUCAGAAGACUUUGCUAAGAAAAUUCUUAAUUCAUUAAACAUUGAAUAUUCUUCAAACACAUCAAUGAAAGAAUUGAUCGAUUUAAUGAAGAAUAAAACAAUCGAUAUGUUUGACCACAGAGAUUUCAACUAUUCAGGUGAUUUAUCCCUGGAGAAAAUCAAGGAAUGGGUUUCUAAUACUACAUCCCAAGUAGGAGACUCAGAAUUAUACGGUAAGAUGAACCAUAAAAUGAAAGGCCUGAACGAUCACAUGGAUAAUUUGUUCAAAUCAUGGUCUGUGAAGGAUUUAAUGGAAUAUAUGAAAAAUAUGGAUAUUCCUUUUACCGAAUCUCCCGAUAAGGAAACUUUAAUUGAAAGAGCAAAGAACUACACUCGUAAGAUGUUAGGUUAUGAACCCGAAUCAGAGUACCAAAAAUUGAUUCGUAAAGCAAAAGAGUUUUCAAAAAAUAUCAUCAAUGCAGUAAUGCCAAACAAUUGA
Maudiozyma barnettii is the source of this 1422-nucleotide messenger RNA. It is a transcript of the gene MSC1, whose product is annotated as Msc1p. The transcript has a single exon. NCBI's taxonomy places the organism in Eukaryota, Fungi, Ascomycota, Saccharomycetes, Saccharomycetales, Saccharomycetaceae. The coding region runs from base 1 to 1422 and encodes 473 amino acids. The record is from RefSeq and is a predicted model, not a curated record.